Molecule: messenger RNA, 2253 nt
Organism: Apodemus sylvaticus (European woodmouse)
Lineage: Eukaryota; Metazoa; Chordata; Mammalia; Rodentia; Muridae
Gene: Mettl15
Product: methyltransferase like 15
Exons: 7
Coding region: 272-1531 (419 amino acids)
Biological process (GO): rRNA base methylation
Molecular function (GO): rRNA (cytosine-N4-)-methyltransferase activity
Source: RefSeq, a predicted model, not a curated record
GAAUUUGGAAUCCGGAAGGAACUUCACACUCUAGGAGGCUGGGCUGUAAGAAUCCCCCGUUGAAGUCUGAGAAAGGGGCCAGCUUCCUCUCGGGAUUCAGAGGCGAAGCCCAGAACCGCGGUGCUGGGAAAGGCUCGCCUUGUCAUGCACACUCGGUAGCUCCGGGUCUCUCCAGCCGCACUACCAAGGGGACCCUCGACCCCCACUUCCCUCCGAAAGCUACGUCGUCGGCAGACGCCGGAUCCUUCACUCAGACUUCUUGAUCUACAAAAUGCUUCGAUAUCCGUAUUUUUGCAGAACGUAUAAUAGACUGUUUUCAUACUUUGUGGAUUCUGGUGCAUUUAAUUUGGAUGUCUGUCCCCACACAAUCCACACUACAGCAGCAAUGCAUGCUGAAUAUAAAGCUUCAGAAGGGCCAGCUCAGUGUGGUACUCAGAAGGUACAUAGAUCUGAAGAGAAAGAUUCCGAAGCCUUGGCUAAAUUGCAUAUCCCAGUAAUGGUGGAUGAAGUUGUUCACUGCUUGACACCACAAAAGGGACAGGGAUUUGAAGUUCUUGUGGUACAGAUCUUAACACGCUUGGUUUUUCUAGAUAUGACAUUUGGUUCAGGAGGACACACAAAAGCCAUUCUGCAGAAGGAACCAGAUGUUACUGUCUAUGCCUUAGACCGAGACCCAGUGGCUUAUACUAUAGCUGAGCAGCUUUCAGAAAUGUAUCCGACACAGAUCCAAGCUCUGUUGGGCCAGUUUAGCCAGGCAGAGGCUUUGCUACUGAAAGCUGGAGUGCAGCCAGGGACUGUCGAUGGAGUCCUUUUGGAUCUGGGAUGUUCCUCCAUGCAACUUGAUACUCCUGAACGAGGUUUCUCCCUUCGGAAAGAUGGUCCCUUGGACAUGAGGAUGGAUGGAGACAGGUACCCUGACAUGCCCACUGCUGCUGAUGUUGUGAAUGCCUUAGAUCAACAAGCACUUGCAUCCAUCCUAAGAGCAUAUGGAGAGGAGAAACAUGCCAAAAAAAUUGCUUCUGCAAUCAUUCAAGCACGCAGCACAUACCCUAUCUCUAGAACCCAGCAGCUUGCCAGCAUUGUUGCAGGUGCCUUUCCUCCCUCUGCUGUCUAUUCAAGAAAAGAUUUGCUACAAAGAUCAACCCACAUUGCUACCAAGACUUUCCAAGCCCUUCGUAUCUUUGUGAACAAUGAGCUCAAUGAACUCUAUACAGGACUGAGGACAGCCGAGAAGUUUCUGAAAACUGGUGGUCGCCUGGUUGCCCUCUCCUUUCAUUCUUUAGAAGAUCGCAUUGUCAAACGCUUUUUGCUUGGAAUAAGCAUGACAGAAAGAUUUAACCUGAGCAUUAGACAGAAGGUGAAGCAAACGUCACCGCUGGGUUCAGAUCCUGACACUGAGGAGAGAGGCUCUGGAAGAGCUCCUCUGAAGUGGGAGCUGAUACACAAGAAGGUACUAACUCCAGAAGAUCAAGAUAUCCAGGAUAACCCCAGAGGGCGCUCAGCAAAGCUCAGAGCAGCCACCAAACUAUGAGGGUCUUAUUAUUUGAUCUACAAGUUUUUACUCAAUAAUUAUGAUUUUUUUUCUAACUUAAAACUGCAUUUCUGAAUAUAAUGUAAAGUAUGGGACAGUCUGAACAUUAAUGGUAGUAAACUUAUUUUUUUUUCCUCUGAAGAAAUAUAGGAAGUUUUAACAUGACAUAACAAUUUUAACUCAGGGAGCAGUCUUAAGAAUGGAAAACAAUGUUGAUAUUGAUCUCUGCACGUUAUUUUAAUUAUAAAAUAUAAUCCUUUCUUUCAUGAAGAAGUGGAAAAACUAUGACAUUGUAUUAAUCUGAAUUUGCAACCUCAAGCUGCUAAAGAGAAUAAUAACCAUAUCUGUAUGCCCUAAAUUCCAAAUUGAGAUAUUCACAUUUGCAGUUGACUUUCUAUGGCUUAUAUAAUUCAGGAUGAUCAUGGAAUAAAUUAUAAUUGCUCCUACCAUAACUUUCUCAAAUGUAAGCUUUUUACAAAUUUUAAAUUUUCAACAUUAUUUAAAAUAUGCCUUACUGAUGAUCUUCACUAGUGAAUUCACAGUUCAUUUGAAGGCAUUUUUCAUAUGAUCCACAUUUCAUACAUUGCAAAGUAAGCAUGUACAACUGCCUAACAACUCUCAUGAAAAACUUGAAGUCCAGAACUUCUAUUUGCUGUCAAUUGUAUCUAUUGUAGGAUUGGUCAAUACCUUUAAUAAACAAUGUAAUCACUUGUUUCAUCUUG